Messenger RNA from Penicillium salamii, 1158 nucleotides. The record is from the annotation of a GenBank genome assembly. Lineage: Eukaryota; Fungi; Ascomycota; Eurotiomycetes; Eurotiales; Aspergillaceae.
AUGUCGGCCGACCGCAAUCCCUCGGCGUUGUUGCUGCUUCCCCCACCUCCGGCUUUUUCUUUUGACCAGGUCAAGGAGACAUUUGGGCCGUCGUUGAUAAAUGUCUUCAAAAAGCUCUCGGAUGGCUUAGAUGCUUCGAAAUUACACGUGCUUGACAUUGCCCUGGUAGUCCCUAUCCCUCCCGAGGGCAAACCCAGGGCCAAAGUGUUUGCGCAACUCCAACAAUAUUUGACCAGCAUGUAUAGUCUGGUUGGUGUGAUCUGUGCAACACACAAUAUUGAACUUGAUGUCCCAGGUGGUAUCGAUACCCGGGUGGUAUUUGUCAAUGCAAAUGGGAGACCCUUGACCCAGGCCUCUGAUAGCCCUCAAUUUGGACCCGUCCUCGACCUGCAAUCACUGGCGAAUUCUGGACGCGAAUGGGAUCACAUCUUCCAUCUGUCUAAUUUAAUUGGAAAUGAAUGGGCCAAUUCAUUUGCCGAAGCUCAAUCUCGGGGCGAUACGGCGGCACGGUUGCAAGCCAUAACAAGCAACCCUGAUUGGACAAUUCCCGAACCCUUGCUAAUUCCUGAUCACCAACCAUCUAAGCCGCACUCGUCCGUGAUCGUGGGUGGUACAUUUGAUCACCUUCACCUCGGUCACAAGCUUCUCCUGACAGCCGAGGCACUCGCCCUGGACCCAUCUGAUCAGGAUGCCCGCUUGAUCGUUGGAGUGACCGGAGAUGCACUCCUAGUGAACAAGAAACAUGCCGAGUUUCUAGAGGAUUGGGAACAGCGUUGGCAGAGCACUGCCUCUUUCCUGUCGGCUAUCAUGGAUUUCACUCCGGGCCAACAACCCCCCAAGAUUGAACGCUCCACUGAGCCCAAGACUGUCCUCGUUAAUAUCCAACCCAAACUGACCUUUGAAUUUGUGGAAAUCUCAGAUCCAUUUGGGCCCACUAUCACAAAAGAAAAUAUUGACGUGAUCGUUGUGUCUAGAGAGACUCGUUCAGGAGGAGCCGCAGUCAACGAUGAACGGAUCAAGAAGGGCUGGAAGGCUCUGACGGUGUUCGAAGUUGAUGUCCUCCAGUCCGGGGAUUCCGUCACGACCACCGAGAACUUCGAGAGCAAAAUUAGCAGUACCGAGAUCAGACGACGCCGGGCUCAUCUUUCCAAGGUCUAA